AUGAUUGAUGCUGGAAUUCAGGCAUAUAGGGACGAUGAAGAGCUCCGUACCGGGGAAGAGAUCGGCGGCCAGCUUCUCCAAGCUAUUCAACACUCAAAGAUCUCAAUACCAAUCUUUUCUAAAGGAUAUGCUGAUAGUCCAUGGUGUCUCAGGGAGUUGGUCAAGAUGGUGGAGAGCAAGAACACAGGGGGACAAAAGAUCAUGCCCAUUUUCUACAAUGUCACGCCGUCCGAGGUCAAAUACCAAAAUGAGCACUACAACAAUGCCAUUGUUUCUGAUUUAAACAAGAAGCAGUUCGAUGAUGAGACUAUCAACAAGUGGAAGGCUACUCUUAAAGAGCAAAGAUCUUUGAUAAAGAUUAGAGAUGAUAACCAACUGUGGAUGCAUGAUUGGUUAAGAGAUAUCGGAAGAAGUUUUAUAGAAGAAGGAAGUGGUAUGAAACCAGAGAACCAGCCAUGGGUGUGGACUCAUGAGCAAGCAUUAGAUAUUUUAGAGAAAAUGCAGGACUGUAAAAGUCUUCAAAAGCUACCAAACGAGAUAGGGGCACUGGAAUCUUUGAUGGAACUUCUUCUUGACUCUACGUCUAUAAAAGAGAUCCAUAAAUGGAGAAGGAUGAAGAAUCUGAAAAUUCUUAGCAUGGCCAAAUGUAGAUCAUUGAAUAAAUUCAGUUUCUUUGGUUGCUCAACAUCAGUGGCGAAGCUCUUAUUAGUGGAUAACCAUUUCAACUCAUUGAUUGAGUUAGAUCUAUCGAACACUAGUAUCAGGGAGUUACCAAAUUCAAUUGGGUAUAUGAAGAAAUUGAAAGUGCUAAAGCUAUGCCAUUGCCCCAUAAGAAAACUACCCAGCGAUAUUGGAAUGUUGGAGAAGCUCGAACAGCUAGAGGCGGGGGCAGAAUUGACAGAGAUUCUCAGUGAUAUUGGGAAGCUACCAAUUUUGAGAAAAUUGGUGUUCGCAGGCGGUGAAAUUUCAACGAUGCCUCAGCUUCCAGAAAGUUUGGUCACUCUAACCAUUGAUUUAUACUCAAUGAAGAGAAUGCCGGACAUCUCAAACUUAUUAAAUUUGAGAAAUUUGAAGUUGAAUUUAAGAUUGCAUCCUUCAAAACUUGCAGUAGAUCCAAGUUCUUGGGGGAUUGGAAGAUUACGCAUGCUUGAGGUCUUGGACUUGUAUUGUCUUGAUAUUGGCACCUUAUCUUUUGAUCUUGUUCUCCUUUCUAAGUUGAAGGAACUCCAUAUCCAAUGCCACAAUUUGCAAUGCCUACCAAGGCUUCCGACAAAUUUGUCAUACUUAUGUAUCUCGAAUUGCUAUAAACUAAAAGCAACAAAUGAUUUUUCCAAUAUGAAAGCGUUAUCACUUUUGGAUAUUAGUUGGUUUAAGGCACUAACAGAGAUUGAAGGCCUUGAAGGCUUGGAGAAUCUGAGAACACUAGUGCUCAGGGGUUUAUCAUUGGCGAAGUUGCCUGAUCUAACUAGCUUGAAGAAGCUUAAGGCAAUUCAUGUGCAUUUUUGUUUUGAGCUGGUAAAGGUUCUAGAUUGUCCAAAAUCGUUGGAGACACUUGAGAUUGAAUACUGUCCUAAAGUACAAAAGUGGCCUGAUCCAUCAAGAUUGAAGAAUCUAAAAGUUCCAUUUCAAGGUAAAAGGGAAUGA
Molecule: messenger RNA, 1644 nt
Organism: Eucalyptus grandis
Lineage: Eukaryota; Viridiplantae; Streptophyta; Magnoliopsida; Myrtales; Myrtaceae
Product: disease resistance protein RPV1
Exons: 3
Coding region: 1-1644 (547 amino acids)
Biological process (GO): signal transduction
Source: RefSeq, a predicted model, not a curated record